This is a messenger RNA of Maylandia zebra (zebra mbuna), 1757 nucleotides long. NCBI's taxonomy places the organism in Eukaryota, Metazoa, Chordata, Actinopteri, Cichliformes, Cichlidae. The record is from RefSeq and is a predicted model, not a curated record.
ACGGCCCCUCACGGUGGUGCCUGGGCGAUGCGAUGCUGUUGCUGUGGGUUUGAUUGACAGGAAACAUGUCGGUGUGGUGGGAGAGAACCGGGAUGCAGCUGCUGCCUAGGGAGACAGGGAGUACCUGCAUCCAGUCCGCACAUCAGCACCUUUAAAACCAGCAGGCUUUUCCCCGAUGCGUCUACUUAUGGUGCGCUGAACAGCUUCUUCUUGUUCUUUUCUUUUUUUCCCCCCCAAACAUACAUUUGAAAGAAGUGGAACCCAAUGGAUGCAGACCGCGUAGUCCCGCUUGGUAUCUUCAUACUGUGUUUGAUUUAGCCCACAACCAGAGACACCUUGAUGAAACAGCAGGAACUACGAGGACUGUUGUUGCAAUGGAGUCGAUUCUCUCACGGCUCAAAGCCCGUCUCUAAACCUUCAACAUCUCGUUUCAUGGCGUUUUGCAGGUUGCUCCGUUCCGUGGGUUUCACCACGCUCUUUUCGUGAAUAAUCAUCAAUAUUUUUCCCCCUUGUUUUUGAAUUAAUUCAUUCCUUUUUUGUUAAGUGCAACGGAAAAAUAACGUCCACUGUUCACAAAACUAUGAACGAGGAGAUGACAAAAAGCGAGGAGCAGCAUCUUAGUUUGCAGAAAGCCUUGCAGCAGUGCGAGUUGGUGCAAAAUAUGAUAGACAUAAGCAUUUCUAGUUUGGAGGGUUUACGGACCAAAUGUGCCACAUCCAACGACUUGACACAAAAAGAGAUACGAACGCUUGAGGGGAAGUUGGUAAAGUACUUCAGCCGCCAGCUGUCCUGUAAGUGCAAAGUGGCCUUAGAGGAACGCAGUGCCGAGCUGGAGGACUUUCCUCGCCUCGGCCACUGGUUCCGCAUUGUCAACUUGAGGAAAGAGGUCACACAGGAAAUGAGUCCAGGUGAGGUGACCCUGGAGGGCUUGCUGGAGAUGAGCGAGGAGCAGGUGUGUGAGCUGCUGCAAAAGUUUGGUGCCAGUGAAGAGGAGUGUGCCCGUCUCAACGCUUCCCUCUCCUGCCUCAGAAAGGCCCACCAGCUCGAACAACUUGAGGAGGAUAAAUUGCACAAUAAUGGAGGGAGCCAGACCAAACAGGACUGGUCCAUUCAGUGGCCCACAUCAGAAUCUGGCAAAGAAAACACUCCGGUGUGCCAGCCAGAGGCCAGUCAGUGGAUUCGGUUCCAGCUCUCUCAAAGCCCCAAAGUCCAGUCCAAGUACAACCAGCACAUGUGCCACAGCCCACAGGCCCUGGCCCCCCCUUUGUAUGCCGAUCGACUCACUGUCGACAGCCCCUCUUCAGGGCUCUUCCCUCCCUUGGACUCUGGUCAUCGCUCCCUGCCCCCAUCACCCCGCCAGAGGCAUUUUGGUCACACCCCUCCUCGGACUCAUUUGGUGGUCAACACCAUGACCCCACCUGGCACUCCUCCCAUGCGGCGAAGGAAUAAGGUGAAGGCCCCAGGAACACCACCUCCGCCAAGCCGCAAACUUAUCCAUCUUUUGCCAGGCUUCACCGCUCUGCACCGCAGCAAAUCCCAUGAGUUCCAGCUGGGGAACCGCUUGGAUGACACACAGACACCAAAAGCCAAGAAGAAGACCAAGCCCUUGAACCUUAAGAUCCACAGCAGUGUGGGCAGCUGUGAGAACCUGCCCACACAGCGCUCACCCCUCCACACUGAACGAUCUCUGCGAUCCUUCUUCUUCCCCUCUUUCAUCCCUUCUACACCACCUGUUCAUGCUGAAACACCCUCUGCAA